Messenger RNA from Penicillium cosmopolitanum, 1539 nucleotides. Its product is annotated as cytochrome P450. The record is from RefSeq and is a predicted model, not a curated record. The transcript has 2 exons. Bases 1 to 1539 code for a protein of 512 amino acids. Lineage: Eukaryota; Fungi; Ascomycota; Eurotiomycetes; Eurotiales; Aspergillaceae. Gene Ontology annotation, molecular function: iron ion binding; oxidoreductase activity, acting on paired donors, with incorporation or reduction of molecular oxygen, reduced flavin or flavoprotein as one donor, and incorporation of one atom of oxygen; heme binding.
AUGAGCUCACAUGACACCCUCAAACACUCCCCAGCAAUCCUGGGAGGUCUCAUUGUCUUCAUCUGGUAUGCUGUUGUUUUUGUUCGUCGAAAAUGGAAACAGAACCGCUUCGCGUGGGAGAAUCAGUGCAUGCCGCCAUAUAGCAUCCCCAGCAAAUCAUUUGGAUUGAACAUAAUUCUGGAAACUAUCGCCGCUGCAAAACAACACAAAGUUCUUGAGUUGGGAUUAAAUCGAUUCGACACUUACGGAAACACCUUCAAAGCUCAAAAUCUCACCAACACCAUAAUAACAACACGGGAGCCGCAAAAUAUCAAGACCGUUCUGUCUCUUCGCUUCAAAGAUUAUGGCCUUGGAAACCGAAUCCAAACAUUUGGACCCUUGCUUGGCCAUGGAAUAUUCACUGCGGACGGUGAACACUGGGCGCAAUCACGCUCGAUGGUUCGAUCGUCUUUUAGCAAAGACCGCGUCACCCAUCUUGAAACCUUUGAAGAACUCAUGAGGGAUCUGUUUAAGUUGAUUCCUACCGAUGGUAGCACCGUUGAUCUACAGGACCUGUUUUUCUGCUAUACCAUGGACUCUGCGACAGAUUUUCUUUUUGGUCACAGUACUCAUACUCUGAGAAGAUACGGACAUGAUGCCGGCGAUCAGACAAGUUGGGACUUUGGAAGCGCGUUCAAUUACGCCCAGGAUGCUAUCGCCAUGCGUGGUCGCAUGGGACCUCUGAAGAUUUUCUAUCGUGAUCGCAAGGCGCAUGAUGCAAACCGGCGCUGCCAAGAAUUGGUCGAGGACUUUGUAGACCAAGCAUUGAGAUAUCGCCAGGAACUUGACAAUGAAGCAUGUCCAGAGAAAAAUCCCACUAUCUCAAUGCCAAAAUACCUGUUCCUGUAUAAAUUGGCACAGAAAACAGGCGACCGGAUUCGAAUUCGUGAUGAAUUGAUGAACGUGCUGUUAGCAGGACGAGAUACAACCGCCUCUUUGCUAAGCAAUAUGUUCUUCAUGCUAGCAAAGACUCCAGAGGUCUGGACUAAACUAGGAGUAGAGAUUUCUAUGUUAGAAGGUUGCGCCCCAACGUACGACCAGUUGCGGAAUCUGACAUACCUGAAAUACUGCAUGAAUGAGUCGCUCCGGCUUCAUCCAGUUGUUCCAGUCAAUGCCCGGUUUGCCGUCACAGAUACUGUACUCCCCGUCGGAGGUGGGAAAGAUGGUCAAUCGCCAGUCUUCGUACCCAAGGGCACGACAGUCAGGUAUAACCUAUACUCAAUGCACCGCCGCGAAGACUUUUAUGGUCCAGACGCUCACGUCUAUCGCCCGGAGCGGUGGGAGAAGUUGCGCACUGGCUGGGAAUAUCUGCCCUUCAAUGGUGGACCGCGGAUUUGUGUGGGUCAACAAUAUGCCCUCACUGAGGCCGCUUAUGUCACAGUCCGUCUGGCACAACAAUUUCCGAUUCUCGAAAGCCGAGAUUCUAAUUCUUGGAGGGAAAAUCUGACGUUUACUCUCUGCUCAGAGAAUGGCUGUAAAGUCAGCCUGCAACAAGUAUGA